AUGGCUGAGGAGAAUCAUCGAUGGCUGAUUGAAACCGGCAGGUUGUCGGAUUUCAAACUCAUCUGCCAAGGCAAGGAGAUCCACGUUCACAAGACUAUGCUCGCCAGUCACUCCAAGUACUUUGAAACUCUUUUCAGCAGUGGCUUCAAGGAGAAUAUAGAUGGCGUGGUUGUUUUCGAAGACGUUGAAUCAGAGCUUAUGCGUCACCUCCUUGACUAUUUCUAUAAAGGCACCACCGAAUGGAAUGCCCCAAAGGCCGAUUUGGAGCUACAUGUCCGACUCUGGAUCCUCGCCGAUCUGUUGGAGGCUUCGACAGUCAUGCUUACUAUUGAGAAGCGAAUGAUGGACGCGCUGUCGUCUUACCAGAGCAAGCCCCAGGCCAUCAAACUCAUCGAUCUGGUCUUCGCACACCAGGCUUGGGCAAGAUCUGCUAUAGGAUACACUCUUAGCGAGGCCGCCUGGGUCUUGUACCUUGAUAGGAAUCGUCCUUUCCCCGCUAGCUGCGUCGAAAAUGCGUUAUGCAAGUACCACGACUUGGCUGUCAUGACGAACUGGUGGUCUUCUCAAUACGCCAGAUUCAGCAAUAAGAAUGGCAAGGCCUUUCUAUCAACCAGAAAAGAGCUUUUAAGAGACAGCACGAUCGAAGUCAACUUCACGAAGACGUCUAGAGAUUAG
Messenger RNA from Colletotrichum godetiae, 675 nucleotides. Its product is annotated as BTB/POZ protein. Lineage: Eukaryota; Fungi; Ascomycota; Sordariomycetes; Glomerellales; Glomerellaceae. Gene Ontology annotation, molecular function: ubiquitin protein ligase binding. The transcript has 2 exons. The coding region runs from base 1 to 675 and encodes 224 amino acids. The record is from RefSeq and is a predicted model, not a curated record. Gene Ontology annotation, biological process: proteasome-mediated ubiquitin-dependent protein catabolic process; regulation of proteolysis. Gene Ontology annotation, cellular component: cytoplasm.